This is a messenger RNA of Gordionus sp. m RMFG-2023, 1666 nucleotides long. RefSeq names its product EARP-interacting protein homolog. Gene Ontology annotation, molecular function: protein binding. The coding region runs from base 1 to 1167 and encodes 388 amino acids. Gene Ontology annotation, biological process: protein ubiquitination. The record is from RefSeq and is a predicted model, not a curated record. NCBI's taxonomy places the organism in Eukaryota, Metazoa, Nematomorpha, Gordioida, Chordodea, Parachordodidae. The transcript is spliced from 10 exons.
AUGAAUGGCGAAAUUUCAUGUGUUUAUGGAUUUGAGUAUCCAGCACGAACUUUAACUUCUUUAGCAUCUGAAUCAGAUGAUAUAACAUUUUUUAUUGGAACACAAUCUUUAAGGCAAAAAAAUAAAGUGUUUAAAAUUGAUUAUGAUGAGGAAAAUAACCUUAUAACACCUAUUAUCUAUAAUCACGAUGUAGGAGAAAUCUGGCAUAUAUCUUCAUCACCUUUUGAUAAAGAUUUAUUAGGCACAUGUUACAAUCAAAUACUUGAAAAUGAUAUAACUUUUAAUGUGUCAAGUAUUUGGAGAUUACAAGAAAACAUUAAAUAUAAUGAAGAAUUAGAUUCAAGUGAACAAUCAUCAAGCAAUCUAUUACACCUUACAUCAAUUAGAAAUCCUAAUGAAAGCAAUCAAAAUCUUGAAACAAUAUGCAUGAUAUGGCAUCCAUCUGGUUCAACUUCUCAAGUUAUAACAUUGUCAUAUGAUUCUAUAUAUCUCUGGGAUCUAAAUGUUAGUGAUUCAUCAACUAAGUUAAUAGCUUCCACUAUUGUGGAAUCCAAAUCUCCACCAGAAAUCAAGACUGGGAGAUGGAAUUCCAACCUGGAUUACAAUCAAAUGGCGACCGUGAAUGGCGUCUAUGUGCGUGGGUGGGACUUGAGAACCAUGAAGCAAACGUUCCUGUUAGACGCCGGUCCCAACAACACGCUCAGGAACGUCGAUUUCAACGCCAAUAGAAGUCACGUGCUCGCCACUUGCGGCGACGACGCCAAAAUCCGUUUUUGGGACGCUAGGAAGCCCGGAUCCGACCCUCUUCUAACGCUUUGCGAUCAUACUCAUUGGAUCUGGAGCGUUAGGUUUAACCCUUUUCACGACCAAUUAGUGUUGAGCAGUGGGAGCGAUGCCCGCGUUAUGUUGACGCGAGUAGCCUCUAUAUCAUCCGAAGCCGUCUUAUUGCUCAAUAACGACCAAUCUUCUCCCAGUGAUAAUAAAUCCGGUAAUCCCCCGACCACUCAAGACUGUGUUGUCAAGAAAUUUGACGAAGAACACGAGGAUUCCGUCUACGCUAGUGAAUGGUCCGCCUCCGACCCUUGGCAUUUCGCUUCCUUAUCCUACGACGGACGAUUUUGCGUCAAUAAAGUGCCCAAAUCGGAAAAAUAUCGCAUCAUUUUGUGACCUACAAUCCUAUUAAUAUAUUAUUACUGCUCAUAAAUACACCAAAUUUUUUAUAUCCAAAAUAACGCUUUAUCAAUUGAUGAUUCAUUUAAUAUGUAUGUUAGGAUAAAUGUGUUUUUUUCCGGCAAAAACCUGAUCCUUACCGGAAGUGUAUUCCAUCAUGUUACCCCUUUCAGACAAUUUUGCCACGAACUUUAGAAUUUAAUUAAAUUUUAUAUUAGAUUUUCCAUAUAUUUUUUAAUAUAAAAUUAUGAAUGACUCAAAGGUUAACAGUAAAAUUAUCUAUAAUUUCAUAAAAUAGGUAUUCCAAACAUGAUUGGAAUGUAUUUCCGAGUAAAAUCAGAUUUUUAAAUUUAAAGAAAAAACUCUCUGAUAAAUGAUUUAAAGUUGAAAAAAAUUUAACACGUUGACGCUAACAUAUAUAUAAUUUUCUCAUUAUUUUUUUGUAAGUUUAGGAUGAAGGUAUGCUGUUAUGAUAUUAUUAUUAUUUUUUUUAUAA